This is a messenger RNA of Echinococcus granulosus, 666 nucleotides long. RefSeq lists its product as hypothetical. The transcript is spliced from 4 exons. Bases 1 to 666 code for a protein of 221 amino acids. Lineage: Eukaryota; Metazoa; Platyhelminthes; Cestoda; Cyclophyllidea; Taeniidae. The record is from RefSeq and is a predicted model, not a curated record.
AUGAAAUGCACACUCCGUUUCCGCCGGUUUAACCAUUCCAAGGCGGACAAACUGGAGCACUCAAAAACUUAUUUCACAGCAUUCCACAUAUUCCUUUCAUUUCUUUGCAAUUGCUUAACAAACUCAAGGAAGGGAUUUACAAAUUUGUGCGAUUGCUUAAAACACAAACGGGCAUCCACAAAAUCUCAAAUAUUGUUAAAAUUAAUCGUCUCUCUCGUUCGCUGUGGCCUGAUUCUUAAUUUUGCCGAUAACAGACCAUCAUUGGCUGUGGAGGAAUUUUCGUUUACAAUAGCACAAACAAUAUGUCUAGGUGUAAAUAUUCUUAGCACUGUUACAUUUCAAUCAACUGGAACAAAUUUAUCGUUUGUGGGUCCUUCACAAGGAAGAAAAACAACUCAAGAGAACCCGGACCUAAACGAUUGGGGAAAUUUUAUAACGAAGUUGUCUAUAGCAUCUAUUCAAAAAAUCAAAAAUUGCAUAGUUUUAACAAGCAAAUAUUAUUAUUAUUAUAAAGUUACAGUUAGCAGCUUAUCUUUGAGUUGGUGGUUUGAAUUUGGUUCCACUGUCACUCGAAACGAUCUGCUUAGUGGAGAGCUUUGCAUCAAAUGGAAAUAUAGCAACAACUGUUUCAACACAAAUUUAGCAAAACUUAUUUCAGUGAUUUAG